UGACGGGCAGCUGUCGGGCUUGAUGAUGGAUGAGUUACAGGAUGUGCAGUUGACCGAGAUCAAACCCCUCUUGACGGACAAGAAUGGACAGAACUUCCAGGACUUUGACUGUCAGGAGCAUGACAUUGAGACUCCUCGUGGUGUCCUUCAUGUGACUUUGAGAGGGACCCCUAAAGGCAACCGGCCAGUCAUUCUCACCUAUCAUGACAUCGGACUCAACCAUAAGUCCUGUUUCAACACACUCUUUAACUUUGAGGACAUGCAGGAGAUCACCCAGCACUUUGCUGUGGUCCAUGUUGAUGCUCCAGGCCAGCAGGAAUCUGCCCCUCCAUUCCCCACCGGGUUCCUGUACCCCACCAUGGAUGAGCUUGCUGAAAUGCUACCAUCAGUUCUGACUCAUCUGAAAAUUAACAGUGUGAUUGGGAUCGGUGUCGGUGCAGGAGCUUAUAUCCUCACUAGAUUUGCUCUGAAUGAGCCUGCUCUGGUUGAGGGACUGGUUCUCAUCAAUGUGGACCCCUGUGCUAAGGGCUGGAUCGAUUGGGCUGCCUCUAAGCUGUCUGGAUGGACCAGCAAUCUCAUAGACAUUGUGAUGGCACACCAUUUCAGCACGGACGAGCUGACAGAGAACCAGGAGAUCAUCCAAACAUACCGCCUGCACAUUGCUCAGGACAUCAAUCAGGACAACCUGGCGCUCUUUUGCCAGUCCUACAACAGCCGGCGAGAUCUCGAGAUUGAGAGGCCUGUUCUGGGAAUUAAUGAAAAUGCAGUUAAAACGCUGAAGUGUCCUGCCCUGCUGAUUGUUGGAGACACAUCACCAGCGGUGGAGGCUGUGGUUGAAUGCAACUCUAGGCUUAACCCAACCAAGACUACUUUACUCAAGAUGGCAGAUUGUGGUGGUCUUCCUCAAGUUGUCCAACCGGGUAAACUUGCUGAAGCUUUCAAGUACUUUGUCCAGGGAAUGGGCUAUAUGAUGCGUUCUUCAGCGUUCCCUCAUGUGCUGCUCAGCCACCUGAACAGCGAAUCAGUGCCCACCGCCAGCAUGACCCGAUUGGCACGCUCUCGCACUCACUCUGCCUCCAGCAUGGGCUCAGGGGACGGUUCGCGCAGCCGCACACACACCAGUUCACAGAUGGAGGGCGCCACUGGCGGCCCAGUCCUCGACAACCAGAACAGAACCAUGGAAGUAUCCUGCUAAACCUCUCAGAACCAAGCAACCAUUUCACUUGGGAUCAUUUGUGUGUGGCCCUUUUUUGUCCCCCCCAUCCACCCCCCCCCCCCCACUUCGUCGUCUCAUUUUCUCGUAGCCAGAGAGUGCUGGUCUAAUGAAGGGAUGCAUUGUUUGAUGUCUAGUAAUCCAUGUAUUUAACAUGUUGGAAAAUUUCUCCACUGCAUGGACGCACACUAAUCUUCUGUUGAUGUUUUUAAUCUUGAUUGGCUUUCUACUUUCUUACUCCAUUCUUUUAUAUCCACUCCCCGAUACGCUUGUCGUGUAUAUAUUUUGGUGGCGGCUGUUGUAUAUUGAACAUUCAGAGGGUAUUCUCGUGUGUAGCGGGAGAGUUCUUGUUCCCUCUCUUGCUCUAUCUAAGGUCUUCCUGCCCCUUGUGUUUACUAGAGACGACCAAACCACUACAAUUCCUUCCCGUAAUCGAAUGUUUCUUUUACUGCUUUGUUUUCUGUGCAUUUUAAAGGGUUUCUACUGCUCUUGAUGGAUGGCAACAGCUGGUUGGAUUCGAUUUUUAAUAGAAUUCAAUCAGUUGUAGUGUUUCCAGAGCAGAACUACUGAUUAGCAUGUCUCUGUUUAAAGUGUACUAUAAACAUUUGUGUUAGUAUUAAUUGUUUAGACCUUUCUGCAAAUGGUUUACAUGGAGAACUACUGUAUUGAGUUUUUGACCAGAAGCCCCUUAUUAGGAAAAUCUUUCUUUUAGGUUUGCACUUAAUAAUUCUCACAACCUAUUCUUGGGAAAUCUGCUACACCAAAACAAGCCUUUAGCUGAAGUUAAGUAGUAAUAAUGGACACACUUUAUUUUGAUGGUUCAUUUGUUGAAUUUAAGUUACAUUGCAUGUACAUGCCAACUAAUUCUCAUUAGAUUAUAAAUUGACUGUUGGGUUGGGGUUAGUGUAAUUGUAAGUUUCUUAUAGUCAGUUAAAUGUCUGUUGAAGGAGCAGUAUCAGCAGAUAAUAAACAGACAGUCUACUAAUACUCAACUCGAACAUCAAAAUAAAGUGUUACCAUAAUAUUUACCAUCUCUAAGUGUAAAUGGACCAUCAAAACAAAGUGUUACUGUAAUAUUUACCAUCUCUAAGUGUAAAUGGACCAUCAAAACAAAGUGUUACUGUAAUAUUUACCAACUCUAGGUGUAAAUGGACCAUCAAAAUAAAGUGUUACCAUAAUAUUUACCAUCUCUAGGUGUAAAUUGACCAUCAAAAUAAAGUGUUACUGUAAUAUUUACUAUCUCUAGGUGUAAGUCAGCACAAUUUUGACUUGACGUUCUCCAUUCUUUCUGUACAGCCGGGUGAUAUCCCAUUAACCUCAUAUUAUUUCGUCACUUCUGUUAGUUUUAUUGUUAUCAGUCUUUAUUCUUUUGAUUUCAUUGGAUGGCAAUUCCUUGUUUUUUGCUAAUUGUACCGCUGCCUUGAGUGAGUUUGUGAUGAUGCGUUGUGCUUUGUCCUCUAAGCAUUUAGGGGGCGUUGUACUGCAUACUGUCAGCUGAAUAUAUAUUGAUUUGUACGAAAUAUUGAAAUAAAGUAGUUGUACAUAAAACUUCAA
Messenger RNA from Danio aesculapii, 2767 nucleotides. RefSeq names its product ndrg family member 3b (gene ndrg3b). Lineage: Eukaryota; Metazoa; Chordata; Actinopteri; Cypriniformes; Danionidae. The record is from RefSeq and is a predicted model, not a curated record. Gene Ontology annotation, biological process: signal transduction. Gene Ontology annotation, cellular component: cytoplasm. The transcript is spliced from 17 exons. Bases 23 to 1195 code for a protein of 390 amino acids.